AAUUUUUUUAUAUUUCUUUAUUUUAAAUCUUUAGGAAUUGUUUUAGUACAUUACAAUUGUGAUUAUGAUGACCACUCAACAAGCUAAUCCAGAAAAAAAUUGUGCUUAAAAUGUCACUAAAAUGCAGCAUCAAGGAAAAAUCCAGCGAAUGUCUGCAGAAAGGUCCACUUUUUGAAAAAUAAAUAAAUAAGCAUCCCUUUCAGCAGGCUGGCCACGGGCCUGGCCUACUAUUGUUUUAAUCUGCAAGUUUAAUUUAUUUCUAUUACUUUUCACUCAUUACAUUGUUUUCUUACAGAAAUAAUGCUAACAGACUCUUAAACAUAAGCCCCUGAUGCUCAUCCACUAGUCAACUGUCAGUAAAUGGAGUAAUUGUUCAUUAAUACGUCACAUAAUAAAAAAAGCAAAAGCAGUAAGGGAUUUUUGUUUUAAACGAGAAAGCCAUGUACAGCACAACCCUGCCUAGCAGGUCAAUUUUAACGAUUUGUUUGUGUUUCUCUUGUACAGCAACACACACUCUCUCUCUCCCCCAAAUGGACCUUUUGUUUGUAAAGUGAAUCUGUGCAGACCACACUCCCACCAGUAGGUCUGUUUUCCACAAAUAACACGCAUGAUUUGUUGUCCGCAUCCCUUCCAGGCUUAGAGUGUUAAUUGUUAGUCAGACAAUACGAUAAAUUCUCUUAAUUGCAUGAAUUCUGUUGUUUAGAAAUUACAAUAAAGACGUUCUGCAUCUUAAUUUAAAUUAUUAAUUCUCGACCAGUGUCCAGCACAUCUUUCAGGAUCUCAGCGGAUGCACUAUGCUGUUUUAAGGGUGUAACUCAGCUAACUGCAUUAUGAAUAAAUAUUUUGGACAUCCUAAUCACGCUGCUUUUGCACACUACAUACACAGUAGUAAAAUGUGUUCGCGCGCGGGGGUGGUGUGUUUGUGUGAACGCGCCUGUUUGAAUUUAUAUGACUGCGCGCGCGCAUGACAUGCACGUGCGUUCCAUUGAAUAAUAUGAUAUUUAAUGCUGGUUUUUCCCAUAAAUCUCACAACCCAUUAUGAUUUUUAAUGUGUAUUUUUUGGUUUUAAUUUAAAUAUUGUUGCUAUCUGUGAGGAACAUUGUCAAGCACUGACUCACGUUAGUAGUGUUGACAGUGUCCAGCCGUGAAGCCCUGAAGCCAAAGUCACUGUGGCGCCGACUCUUCAUUUUGUUUUCUGUGCGUCUGCCACAGGUCACUUUACAGCUCGAGAGGGCUGGAGUAUGGCUGCUUGUAACUUUAACAAACUAAAAGGCAUUUGUCAGCGUAUAUUUAUAAUCGGUUUGCCGGUUUUGCUCCUCGUCCAGCUUCUAGUCAGUUUAACAGUAACGCGCAGCAGCACGAGCGGGGACGAGCCUGCUUUUCUCGUCAUAAGCAUAGAGAAAAAAAAUGAGGGGUCACUGUCUGACCUGAGAAAACAGAAGAGGGGUUUGGACAGCGGUGUGUUGGGUUUGUGGACUGCAGAGGAUUCAAGACUGACGGGAUACGAGGACGAAAACGAGCUUGAAGGACAGGCCACAGCUAGAGAGCUGAUAUUGCAGCCAUGGGCUUCAGAACAGCCAUCGCUUUUUGCAGAGUUGCAACGUCUCACCCGGUUCAUCACCACUAUAGAGGUGAACUGCUCUGUGGUGCAGGGUUCAGAUUGGAGUCAAUUGUCACUGUCUUCUGGAUACUCUGAUGUUUUCUGCAUUAACCACUGGAGGGGUAAAAAGGGUUGUGUUGCAUACUCAUUCAGCCUGGAUGGGAAGGAUGCGGCGUUUUUAGACACAAUGCUGCAUGCGGAGUGUGAGGUUCAUCGUUUUGACCCCAGCCGCCGAGUGGGUCGAGAACCUGCAUCUAUUAAGCAUCACCGAGUUUGGUUAGACUGGAGAAACCCACGAGGUCACUCACAUACAGGCCUCAUGGGGAACAUACAGCGCAGACUACUCGACAUUAUGGACUCCUUGGGCCACAUCACGGUGGAUGUCCUGUGUAUGGAUUUGGAGAGCGCUGAGUGGCGCAUGUUGGAAAGCUGGAUUAAAGACGGCACUCUGAACCGGAUCAAUCAGCUCAUUCUGACCAUUCAUCUGCAGUGGGCGGGGUUUGAGGUGGGCGGGGCUGAGGAGGAGGUGGUGCGCUUCUGGUACAGUGUUUUGAGAGCAAUUCGCAUUUCAGGACUGAGACUCGUGUAUUCGGCACACGGCCCAGGACACACAGUGCUGAGACACACACAGGCCGACUCACACAGUACAUACACACUCAGCUGGAUCAGGACAAGAGGACAGAGCAGAUAGUCUGUAACUCAGAAGCAAAUCUGUAAAUACUGUAUAUGAUGUGUGCAUUAUGGACCCUUUUCAGAAGACAUGCAUUUAUUGGCAUCUUAAAUCCCUGAAAAUAUUUAGUUUUGAAAGAAAAACAAAAGUUGAAAUUAUUCACUCUCCUGUAAAUCUUUGUCAAACGAUGUUUAACAGAGCAAGGAAUUUUUCACAGUAUUUCCUAUAAUAUUUUUCUUUUGUAGAAAGUCUUUAUUUCGGCUAGAAUAAAAGCAGUUUUUAUUUUUU
Danio rerio (zebrafish) is the source of this 2558-nucleotide messenger RNA. Lineage: Eukaryota; Metazoa; Chordata; Actinopteri; Cypriniformes; Danionidae. The record is from RefSeq and is a predicted model, not a curated record.